GUUGGAAUAGUUAUUUUAUUGAUUAACAAGGGCCUUCGACAUGUCCGUUUGGAGUCAAAUAUGUCAAACAACGGGUAACUUGUUAAGAAAGAGUGGUCAAGCUCUAGAUAAAGUUGGAGAACAAUUUCAAGGUGUUUAUGCCUAUAAAGAACUUUUGAGUAGGCACCACCGCAUGAGAGCCAUUCUUGACAAGAAGCCAUUGCUUUCUAGUCAAGUAUUUGUUGCACCUAAUGCAUCCGUGAUUGGAACAGUCGAGUUGGGACCCAAUAGCUCUGUAUGGUAUGGCGCAAUCGUUCGUGGAGACGUUGCUUCGGUUAGUAUCGGAGAAAACACCAACGUUCAAGAUCGUGCUUGUAUACACUUGUCAAAAGGUGAUUCUAUGUUUCAAGGUGGAUUACUUAACAACUGCACAGAAACCGUGAUCGGGAGCCGAGUCUCGAUCGGUCACGGAGCUAUCAUUCACGGAGCUCAUAUACAAGACGAGUGUAUGGUAGGUAUGGGCGCCAUUCUUUUGGAAGGAUGUAAAAUAUCAAAGCACGCCAUAGUGGGUUCAGGUGCGGUUGUUCCUCGCAAGGCAAUUAUUCCAACUGGAGAGCUUUGGGCAGGUUCUCCAGCUCGCUUUGUACGAAAACUACUAACGGAAGAAAUUGAUGCUAUAUUACAAUCUGCUGAGGAUUACACUAACUUGGCUGCAGCACAUGCAGUGGAGUGUUCCAAAUCUUUGGAAGAGAUUGAAUCCGAUAAAAUUGCCAGAAAGUUGCGGUCAGAGUUGACUGCCGAUCAUGCACCAACAGCGACAGAUGAGGAAAUUGAAGCCAUAGUACAAGAGGAAUUGAGCUUAUUUCGGAAACAAGUGGAGAAGUAUAAGCAACUUACAGCUUAAAAAAGUCUCUAAAGAGCAAAGUCUAAUAAUAACGUUUUGGAAUGAUAUGGUUUGGAAAUGAUGAUGAUAAAUAGAGAGAAUAUGGACAGUAGUCUUCUUGUAU
Molecule: messenger RNA, 986 nt
Organism: Galdieria sulphuraria
Lineage: Eukaryota; Rhodophyta; Bangiophyceae; Galdieriales; Galdieriaceae
Exons: 3
Coding region: 41-883 (280 amino acids)
Source: RefSeq, a predicted model, not a curated record